CACUCUCUAUCUCUCUCUCUCUCUUCCCCCUAGAAACCCAUUGACGCAAACGCUUUCUCUCUCUAGCCGAUACCAACCAAAAAUCCCAGAUUGCCGUUAAAUUCUUUGGGUUUUCUCUGAUGUUGACUUUACUAUAUUCUUCUUCAGCUGUUCAAAUACCUGAAUCCAUGUUCACGCGUUAGGAUUAUAUUGAUUAGAGUGGAUGAUAAGUAUAGGGAAGUUGGGCAGUUUUGCUGUGUUCUCCUUAUGUGGAUGAGCAAUCCUUUAGUUGAUUCUGGGUUUCUUGUUUGAUACCAGGUUUUAGUGGGGUAAGGAAUUAAUUCCGUAAUAAUGGAGUCCGACAUUUGCGUGAAUACUUCCUGCGGAGAAGUUACUGCUCACGAGUGGAAGAAGGGGUGGAUGCUGCGAUCUGGUGGAUUUGCCAAACUCUGUGAUAAGUGCGGAUCUGCCUAUGAAAAUUUGGUUUUCUGUAAAAAGUUCCACCUUGAAGAAGCUGGUUGGAGGAAGUGCAACUUCUGCAAAACGCCUAUUCACUGCGGAUGCAUAGCAUCUAAAUCUUUGUUCGAGUACCUUGAUUUUGGUGGUAUAGGCUGUAUUAACUGUGUAAAGUCUCCCCAGCUGCAUUUGAUGCAAAAUAGUGAAAUUUCUAAUGGGUCUAUUACAUCAACCAAAAAUGUUGCAAGUGACCGACAUUCUUGUCAUAUUGAUGGUAGAAUCUCUGUGGAUAGUGGUCGCGAAGGGAAACUUAUGCAGCUGUGCAAAAUUGUUGAAGCUAGUGAUUCUAGCCGCUGGACUCAAGUUCAGAGAGAUGGGAUACUUUUAUCUAGUGGGCAGACCAGCCAGGACGUUAAAUGUCCAAUAAGGGAAGUGGAUUUAGAAUUUUCAAACGUGAUGAAUCCAUCUGUUCAGUCAUUAACAUUUGCUAAAUUAGAAAAUAGCAGACCAGCAUGGGAGCUAAAGAAUAUGCAUGAAUUACCCGUGCAGCCAUCAUUGUGUAUGUCUCUGGGAACUCCAUCAGGAAACUCUAUCUUGCCUGCUGCUGGAGAAACUGUAGAAGGAAGAGGUGAGGAAAAGCCAUCUCCUUUUCAUCAAGGGCAAAGAUCUCGGCCUAUAUUGCCCAAACCACCAAAGAGUGGACUAACCAUAAAUCAUGAGACAAAUAAAGGCAUGCUUUCUCAGCCACGAAUAGCGCGGCCCCCUGCUGAGGCAAGAUGCAAGAAUCAGUUGCUUCCUCGAUAUUGGCCCCGGAUCACUGAUAAAGAGUUGGAGCAAUUGUCUGGAGAUUUGAAGUCCACUGUAGUGCCACUAUUUGAGAAGGUGUUGAGCGCCAGUGAUGCAGGUCGAAUUGGCCGUCUUGUUCUUCCAAAAGCAUGUGCUGAAGCUUAUUUUCCUCCCAUUUCUCAAUCAGAAGGUCUUCCUUUGCAUAUCCAAGAUGUGAAGGGGAAUGAGUGGACAUUUCAGUUUCGAUUUUGGCCCAAUAACAACAGUAGGAUGUAUGUAUUGGAGGGCGUCACUCCUUGCAUACAGUCCAUGCAAUUACGUGCUGGUGAUACUGUAAUAUUUAGUCGGAUAGAUCCCGGAGGUAAACUUGUUCUCGGUUUUAGGAAGGCAUCUAAUUCUGUAGAUGCACAGGACGCCUCCCCAUCUGCACCUUCAAAUGGCAUUCCAAUGAAGGAUACCUCGUGUUCUGGGGUCACUGAGAAACUUCACUUGGAAAACGGUUAUCCUGUUCUUCUCCUGUCGAUGAAGGGGAACAGGGAAGCUUGCUCAAAUGGACUUUCAGAACAUCUGCAUUUGAAUAGAAUGGAUGCUGGUUUGCCUAAGUCUGAAAAUUGUGGGAGCAUGACAAACAAUGAUUCCCUGCGGCAGCCAAUUACAGUUUCAGAGAAGAAGAGGACUCGUAAUAUUGGGUCUAAGAGUAAGAGGUUGCUCAUUCAUAGUGAAGAUGCCCUGGAGUUGAGACUUACUUGGGAAGAAGCUCAGGACUUACUUCGUCCACCUAGUGUCAAGCCCAGCAUUGUUACAAUAGAGGACCAUGUAUUUGAAGAGUAUGAUGAACCCCCUGUUUUUGGAAAGAGGACUUUUUUCACUACACAUUCAUCUGGCAGACAAGAUCAAUGGGCUCAAUGUGAUGACUGCUGUAAAUGGCGAAGGCUGCCAGUAGAUGUUCUACUUCCUCCUAAGUGGACAUGCUCAGAAAAUGAGUGGGAUGAUAGCAGGUCUCUGUGUUCUGCACCAGAGGAGCUCAGUCCAAAGGAGUUGGAAAAUCUUCUGAGAACUAGCAAAGGUUCUAAGAAGAGAAGAAUUGAAGAAGACAGGAAGUCACCCCAAGAGCAUGAAACUUCCGGCUUAGAUGCUCUUGCCAGUGUGGCAGUUUUAGGAGACAAUUUUCUUUCCCCUGCUGAGUCAUCUGCAGGAAUCACCACCAAACAUCCUCGACACCGUCCAGGAUGCACCUGCAUAGUGUGCAUCCAGCCACCAAGUGGGAAGGGGAGACACAAGCCGACAUGUAUUUGCAAUGUGUGCAUGACCGUGAAACGCCGUUUCAAAACCCUCAUGAUGCGUAAAAAGAAACGGCAAUCAGAACGUGAAGCAGAUGCCACUGAGAAGGAAGCAGGCCACCAGAGGGAUGCAUCUGAAAUGAAUGGGGCUUCAAGGGACGAUACAAUUUGUUUAGAAAAAGGGGGUGACCUAGUCACAGGUCAAACUGAUGUCAGUGAACCCAGUACUGGACAAAUAGAUCUGAAUUGUCAUCCCAAACGUGAAGAAAUACUAGUUGAUGAAACAGAACUGAGCAUGACCAGUCAUCUUGAAACAACUAACUAUCUACAAUAAGAAAUAUCUGAAGAAAAUUGGCGUAAGAGGCUUAAAUUGCAAACAAGAUGCUAGGUUUUUGCUUACUCUGCAUCCGAUUGUUUGCAAGUCGGGGAAGAAUAGAUGAUGAGGUAUACUGUGAACCAACUUAAAGUCUCUUUUCUUUUCUUUUUAUUCCUUUACCCCCCCCGUUUUGGCGACCCCUUUUUCACUUGAUAUCUAUCACAGAGUACAUAGUCCCGUUCAAAGGGUGGUAAAGGUAGCUCCUUUUUUCUUUUUUUUAACAGUUAGAAGAAUGUAAUUUUGGUCAUGCUUUAUCUUUGAAAUAUUUCUGGCCAUAAUGUGUCUUGCUGGUUUUUUUCCUUUUCGUUUUGUUGGUGGUCCUCUUUUGACGUUGUAUUCGUUUGUUUUUUGAGAAUGAAAUAUAAGGGAAGGUACAUUUUGUUGUUUUGAGAA
This is a messenger RNA of Neltuma alba, 3270 nucleotides long. Its product is annotated as B3 domain-containing transcription repressor VAL1. NCBI's taxonomy places the organism in Eukaryota, Viridiplantae, Streptophyta, Magnoliopsida, Fabales, Fabaceae. Gene Ontology annotation, molecular function: zinc ion binding; DNA binding. The record is from RefSeq and is a predicted model, not a curated record.